Messenger RNA from Scylla paramamosain (green mud crab), 369 nucleotides. RefSeq names its product protein krueppel-like. Gene Ontology annotation, biological process: regulation of transcription by RNA polymerase II. NCBI's taxonomy places the organism in Eukaryota, Metazoa, Arthropoda, Malacostraca, Decapoda, Portunidae. Gene Ontology annotation, molecular function: DNA-binding transcription factor activity, RNA polymerase II-specific; RNA polymerase II cis-regulatory region sequence-specific DNA binding. The record is from RefSeq and is a predicted model, not a curated record. The transcript is spliced from 2 exons. The coding region runs from base 1 to 369 and encodes 122 amino acids.
AUGACCAUCUGUGCUGUGGUUGUUGGCUUAGUAGGGGCGGAGGGAGGUAACGAGGCAUCUCUAUACCCACUGCCCGGCCACACCACCACCUCCACCACUACCACCACCACCUCCUCCAAGACCCACCGCUGUCCUUACUGCUCUUACGUCACCAUAAAAACCACCAACCUUGUAAGACACAUCCACACUCACACGGGCGAGAAACCCUUUGCCUGUCCCCAUUGCCCCUUCCGAGCCACCCAGGAAGACAAUUUAAAGCGGCACGUUCGCACUCACACGGGAGAGAAGCCCUAUUCUUGCACCCUCUGCCCAUACCGCUCUCGGCAGCAAGGGAGUCUGAAGAGGCACGUUUGGGCGCACCAUAAUUAA